This is a messenger RNA of Trichoderma virens Gv29-8, 345 nucleotides long. RefSeq lists its product as uncharacterized. Lineage: Eukaryota; Fungi; Ascomycota; Sordariomycetes; Hypocreales; Hypocreaceae. The coding region runs from base 1 to 345 and encodes 114 amino acids. The record is from RefSeq and is a predicted model, not a curated record. The transcript is spliced from 2 exons.
AUGGCUACCGAACACCCGCCGACUGAGGCUGCAGCCCGGACCUUUGGCUCCGGUCCAAACCACACCCAUGCGCGUGUCUCAGCCUCUGCCGCGACGGCCAAACACAUCGCCAUCGACCCCUUUACUUCAGACCGUAAGAUCAUGGACAAUGGAAAAUUGCUCGUGAGCGGAGUGGUUCCGCCGCUCAUUGCAUUCAUCUCAACGCGGAGCCACGACGGCACGAGCGAGAAUCUAGCGCCCAUGAGCUUCUUCUUCCAAAUGGUCAACGUAGACCCGCCCAUCUUGGUUGUUGGGCUGUCGAGCUCAAUGGCCGAAGCUAAGGAUACGUCAAUCGACCUCUUGUAG